GGAGCAGCCAAAAGAAAAGAACUAAAAGACGAAGAGGAUAACGAGCCUGACGUAUAUAGACCCGGAAGAGAAAAAGAGAUAUACAAAAAAGUAUGUUCUUCUAUAGAAGUGUGGGGGGUUUUUUUUAAAUAUAUAUAUAUAUAUAUAUAGUUGACGCGCCUAAACGCUGGUCCCUUGAACGACGACUCCUUACAUGCUAUUUUCAGAGAAAUUAUGUCUGCAUCCAUUGCCCUACAAAAAGAUGUUUCUAUGGCAUACUUAGGUCCUCCUGGUACCUUCUCCCAUCAAGCGGCAUAUAAAAGAUUAGGUGACAGUGUCGCUUAUGUACCUCAAAAGCAAAUUGCCAAUGUCUUUGAAGCUGUUGAAAAGGGCCAAACAACUUAUGGUAUCAUACCUUUUGAAAAUUCAACCUUUGGAUCUGUUGUUGAGUCAUUGGACUAUUUCAUUCAUACAUCAGUCAGAGUGCGUGCAGAGACAUAUUUGACAGUACACCAGUGUUUACUUUCCAACAGUAAAUUAGAAAAGAUCACGAAAGUGUAUAGUCAUCCACAAGGACUAGGUCAAACACAAAAAUGGCUGUCUGCACAUAUUCCUAACGCAAAGCGUAUAUCUGUCAAAUCCACCGCAGAAGCUGCAGAAAAGGCUGCUUUAGAAACAGGUGCUGCUGCAAUUUGUAGCGAAAUUUGUGCAGAAUUGUAUGGAUUGGAAGUUGUGCAAGCUAAUAUUGAAGAUGUAGCAGGAAAUACAACACGCUUCCUUAUUGUUGGAUCAGCGAGCGAUACACCUACUAAUGAUGAUCAUACAUUGAUUUCUUUCACUGUGGAUCACCGCCAACCAGGCGCAUUGUGUGAUGGGCUAAAGGUCUUUAAGGAAUAUGGAUUGAACUUGUUCAAGAUUGAUUCAAGACCAAGUGGACAACGUCCUUGGCAUUAUGUCUUUUUUGUUGAAUGUUCAGGUCACUUUGAAAAUGAUGAGAUCAAGAAAGCACUCAAGGAUCUCGAAAAAUUCUGCUUGGAUGUAGUUGUCUUGGGUAGUUUCCCUAACCAAAGACCUGAAUAAUAAUGAUAAUGAUAAUGGUAAUAAUAAUAAUAAUAAUAAAAUAGUAUACACAUUUAUUAGAGAAAGA
Molecule: messenger RNA, 1126 nt
Organism: Gilbertella persicaria
Lineage: Eukaryota; Fungi; Mucoromycota; Mucoromycetes; Mucorales; Choanephoraceae
Product: Prephenate dehydratase-domain-containing protein
Exons: 5
Coding region: 214-1059 (281 amino acids)
Biological process (GO): L-phenylalanine biosynthetic process
Cellular component (GO): cytoplasm
Molecular function (GO): chorismate mutase activity; prephenate dehydratase activity
Source: RefSeq, a predicted model, not a curated record